This is a messenger RNA of Cyprinus carpio (common carp), 5173 nucleotides long. Its product is annotated as E3 ubiquitin-protein ligase UBR5-like. NCBI's taxonomy places the organism in Eukaryota, Metazoa, Chordata, Actinopteri, Cypriniformes, Cyprinidae. The record is from RefSeq and is a predicted model, not a curated record.
CCCAACAGACCCAAAGAGGCUUAAACAGAGUUAAGAUGGCGGCUUGUGGAUGAGGAGGUUGUACAUUUCAGCUCUCGGCAAAGAAAACACAUUUUUAAACCUAAACCGUGAAGACAAGAGAAACCACCCCCUCGCGAGAUAAUAAUUCACCCGCGGCACCGAGUCCAUGACGUCCAUUCACUUCGUGGUUCACCCGUUACCCGGGACCGAAGACCAGCUUAAUGACAGGCUCCGUGAAGUGUCAGAAAAGCUCAACAAAUACAACUGUAACAGUCAUCCACACCUUAUUCCAUUGGAGCAGGCCAAACUUAAGCAGUGUGUGGUUGGACCAAAUCAUGCUGGAUUUCUCCUUGAGGAUGGACGUAUCUGCAGGAUAAGCUUUGCUGUCCAGCCCGACCGACUGGAGCUCGGCAAGCCCGAUGGCAAUGAUGGUUCAAAGUUGAGCAGUGUCUCAGGGGCAGGAAGGAGCUCCAGGCCAGGCAGGACUAGUGAUCCGCCCUGGUUCCUGUCUGGUUCUGACACACUGGGCAGACUGGCAGGCAACACCCUUGGGAGCCGCUGGAGUUCAGGAGUAAAUGGAGGCAGCAGUGGAGGCGGAGCCAGCAGUGGUGGAGGCGCAGGAGGAGGCAGCGGGAGCGGAGGGGGUGCUGGAGGAGGUGCUGCAGGAGGAGGAUCUUCAGGCCGGUCCUCCACAGCAGCCCGUGAUUCACGCAGACAGACCCGCGUGAUCCGCACUGGCAGAGAUCGAGGCUCCGGCCUUCUGGGCAGUCAGCCACAGCCCGUAAUUCCAGCCUCCGUCAUCCCAGAGGAGCUCAUCUCUCAGGCCCAGGUGGUUCUUCAGGGAAAGUCCAGGAGUGUCAUCAUUCGAGAGCUGCAGCGAACAAACCUUGACGUGAACUUGGCUGUGAACAACCUGCUGAGCAGAGACGACGAGGAUGGAGAUGACGGAGACGACACGGCCAGCGAGUCCUACUUACCUGGAGAAGACUUGAUGUCACUGCUAGACGCAGACAUUCACUCCGCGCACCCCAGCGUGAUCAUUGACGCGGACGCCAUGUUCUCUGAGGACAUCAGCUACUUCGGCUACCCCUCUUUCCGACGCUCUUCCUUGUCUCGUCUCGGCUCUUCACGAGUUCUCCUUCUCCCCCUAGAGCGAGACUCUGAACUGCUCCGCGAGCGGGAGUCGGUCCUGAGGCUGCGUGAGAGGAGGUGGCUGGACGGAGCCUCCUUCGAUGCGGAGCGUGGCUCCACCAGCCGCGAGGGAGAGCCCAGCCUUGACAAGAAGAGCGUGCCGCUGCAGAGCCCCGUCACUCUGGGCGAAGAGCUCCAGUGGUGGCCUGAUAAGGACUAUGUAACAAAGUUUGUCAGCAUUGGGGCUUUGUACUCGGAGAUGAUUGCUGUCAGUACCAAAGGUGAACUGUACCAGUGGAAGUGGAAUGAGCCCGAGCCUUACAGAAACGCACAAAAUCCUUCUAUACAUCACCCUCGUGUCCCUUUCCUGGGCUUGACCAAUGAAAAGAUCACCCACCUGUCUGCCAACAGUAUCCGAGCCACUGUGGCCACCGAAAACAACAAGGUAAGACGACAUUUUAUUUAUUUACAUGUGAAUAUGGGUGGUUUUGACUCUAAACUAGAACAUGGCGCACAAAAUUUCCCGGAGCUGCAGGGAGAGCGUAUCAUCUCUCUGCACUGUUGUGCCCUGUACACCUGCGCCCAGCUGGAGAGCAGCCUUUACUGGUGGGGUGUUGUGCCUUUUAGUCAGCGGAAAAAGAUGCUUGAAAAGGCCAGAGCCAAGAACAAGAAGCCAAAGUCCAGUGCAGGCAUCUCUUCUAUACCCAACAUCAUAGUAGGAACUCAGGUGUGCCUGAGGAAUAACCCUCUGUAUCACGCCGGUGCCGUGGCCUUCUCCGUAAACGCCGGGAUCCCUAAAGUGGGCGUCCUGUUGGAGUCGGUGUGGAACAUGAACGACAGCUGCCGCUUCCAGCUCCGCUCGCCCGAGAGCAUGAAGAACAUGGAAAAGAACACAAAGACGCAGGAGACCAAGACAGAGAGCAAGCCUGAGCUGGUGAAGACUGAAAUGGGCCCUCCGCCCUCCCCAGCGUCCACAUGCAGUGACACUUCCUCCAUCGCUAGCAGCGCUUCUCUGCCCUACAAGCGUAGGCGCUCAACGCCGGCUCCAAAGGAGGAGGAGAAAGUCAAUGAAGAGCAGUGGCCUCUACGAGAGGUCGUUUUCGUGGAGGAUGUUAAAAACGUCCCCGUGGGAAAGGUGCUAAAAGUCGAUGGUGCAUAUGUUGCUGUGAAAUUUCCAGGGACGUCGAGCAGCGUGAGCAGCCAGAGCGCAGCUCCCACUGACUCUGACCCCUCCUCACUGCUGCAAGACUGUCGGCUGCUCAGAAUAGAUGAGCUACAGGUUGUUAAAACUGGUGGAACGCCAAAAGUUCCAGACUGUUUUCAGCGCACUCCUAAAAAACUUUGUAUCCCGGAAAAGGCUGAAAUUUUAGCUGUGAAUGUUGACUCCAAAGGAGUUCAUGCUGUGUUGAAAACAGGCAGCUGGGUACGAUACUGUGUCUUUGACUUGGCCACCGGCAAAGCCGAGCAGGAGAAUCACUUCCCUACUAGUAAUCUGGCCUUUCUGGGCCAGAACGAGCGUAACGUGGCCAUCUUCACUGCUGGCCAGGAGAGCCCUAUCAUUUUGAGGGAUGGUAACGGCACCAUUUAUCCCAUGGCGAAAGACUGCAUGGGUGGAAUACGCGACCCUGAUUGGCUAGACCUCCCGCCGAUUGCCAGCCUAGGCAUGGGAGUUCAUUCGCUUGCCAACCUUCCCAGUAACACCACGAUCAAAAAGAAGGCAGCCAUCAUCAUCAUGGCAGUGGAGAAGCAGACGCUGAUGCAGCACGUGCUGCGCUGUGAUUACGAGGCGUGCAGGCAGUACCUGAUCAGUCUGGAGCAGGCCAUGCUGCUGGAGCAGAACCCUCACGCUCUGGACGCUCUGCUCGCUCACCGCUGCGACGGCAACCGCAACGUCCUCCACGCCUGCGUCUCCGUCUGCUUCCCCGUCAGCAACAAGGAAACCAAGGAGGAGGAAGAAGCAGAGCGGUCUGAAAGGAACACGUUCGCUGAGAGGCUGUCUGCCGUCGAGGCCAUCGCCAAUGCUAUUUCAGUGGUGUCCAGCAACAGCUCCGGGAACCGCACCGGAUCGUCCAGCAGCCGCGGCUUGCGCUUGAGAGAGAUGAUGAGGCGCUCCCUCCGCGCUGCAGGUUUGGGUCGCCACGAAUCCGGCCCUUCCUCCAGUGACCACCAAGACCCCGUUCACCCCCCUUCACCGAUGGAGCCCUAUCGCCGUAACCCAUCGCGAGCUGCUGGUAGUUUUUCGGUCACAGUCCCUCCAGUUGAGAACCGCUGCUCUGUGCUGUGUUUUUCAUUGUCUUCUGAAGGACCUUCAUCUGAACCAUCAGUAGUUGAAUCUAAAGACCGGAAGGCGAACGCACACCUGAUUCUGAAGCUAAUGUGUGACAGCAUGGUCCUGCGACCUCACUUGAGAGAGCUGCUCUCUGCCAAGGAUGCUCGUGGGAUGACUCCAUUCAUGUUGGCGGUGAGCGGGAGAGCUUACCCAGCAGCCAUUACUGUUUUAGAAGCAGCGCAGAAAAUAGCCAAAGGUGAACCGGGUCUUGGAGAGAAAGAGGAUGCGGCGUCUGUUUUCAUGGAGAUGAUCUGUCCUUCAGGAACAAACCCAGAUGACUCUCCUCUCUACGUCCUGUGCUGUAACGACACCUGCAGCUUCACCUGGACUGGAGCUGAACACAUCAACCAGGACAUCUUUGAGUGCAGAACUUGCGGCCUGCUUGAGUCUCUGUGCUGCUGCACUGAAUGCGCCAGAGUUUGUCACAAGGGUCACGACUGCAACCUGAAGCGAACGUCUCCCACUGCAUACUGUGACUGCUGGGAGAAGUGUAAAUGCAAGACCCUCAUCGCGGGCCAGAAAGCAGCUCGUCUGGAUCUGCUCUACAGGCUGCUGACCACCACUAAUUUAGUUACCACAGUGUGCAUACUGGGAGAGCACAUCUUGCUGUUCCUGGUGCAGACUGUUGCAAGGCAGAGUGUGGAGCAUUGUCAGUAUCGACCACCUCGCAUACGAGAGGACAGGAACCGGAAGGCUGCCAGCGCUGAAGACUCCGAUAUGCCGGAUCAUGACCUGGAGCCUCCUCGCUUCGCCCAGCUGGCUCUAGAGCGCGUGCUGCAGGACUGGAACGCACUGAAGUCCAUGAUAAUACUAAGCGCCAGCAGCAGAAUCGCUCACCUUUUACCAGAGGAGCAGAUGUACCUGAACCAGCAGAGCGGCACCAUCAGACUGGACUGUUUCACCCACUGCCUCAUCGUCAAGUGUGCACCAGACAUUCUACCGUGAUUUAUCGACACUCUUUUGGGGACGCUGGUGAAGGAUGAGCUGCAUUGAAUAAAAACAACUCCUCGGUCGCAGGGAGGAGGCAUCAAGGUCACACGCAGGUUCCUGCGCUCCGUGGCCCGAGUUUUUUUUGUUUUUUUUUGUCAUCCUCAUAACUUCAUCCCGCAGCCCAUCGGGAAGGAAAAAGUGCAGGCGGUUUUCCAGGCUCUGUUGCCGUACGUCAGUGGAAGAGCUCCUGACAAUGUGGCGAAAGUCUCUGAUUGUGACGGUGAGGGGAUGGGCAUCGGGCUCGCCCUACAGCUGCCCUUCACUCUGGCCCAGUCACCAGCAUCGACGGCCGUACAGGGCAGCGAAGAGCUCUCUCUGUGGAGCCCCUGCCGCACAAGGACCCUCCCGGAUCAGUCCAGCAGCUCCAGUCAGUCGGCCUCUUCGUACAUCAUCAGGAACCCUCAGCCCCGCCGCAGCAGCCAGUCCCAGACGGCCCGCGGACGCGACGAAGAGCAGGAUGAUAUCGUUUCUGCUGAUGUAGAAGAGGUGGAGGUGGUGGAAGGUGUUGCAGGUGAGGAGGAUCACCAUGACGACCAGGAGGAGCAGGGCAGACGGAGGAAGCGCAGAGGUUCCGAGGGGGCCGGGCAUGAUGAGCACGAGGAAGACGUUGAGGCUGAGGUCCACGAACGAGCGCUAAUAUUUGACUUCGCCAGAAAGGCGAGCGACAUGGAGAUGGAUUUAUUGGCUUGCUGCUGGAGACUGAGGAGUGACAAGCGAGAGUAA